AUGAUUGACUAUAUUCUGUACCAGGGUGACCUCAGGUAUGCUUUCAAAGAUGUCAAAGUCAUCAGAGGAGCUGAACUAGACACUGACCAUAGGUUACUAGUGGCAGAUACUGGAUUUGCAGAGAGGAAGGUCGAGCGACAGCGAGCAUACACAAGAAUAAAGCAUGAAGAACUAAGGUGUAUUGAGAACAGAGAAAGAUACAAAACAGAGUUGUCAGACCAGAUUGCAAAUAUGCAGAACAACUGUAAUAAUGUAGAUAGUUUCUGGAAUGAGCUGAAAGUUGCUAUUACAGGUGCUGCAAAGGGAGUGUGUGGCGAAAAAAGGCUGGGAAGGUUUAAGAGAAGGAUAAGAUGUUGGACAGAGGAGGUUCAGAUGAAAGUGAAAGAGAAAAAGAAAGCAUACAGAAAUUACAUGAUGACUAAGAGGCAGGAGGAGUACAGAAUGUAUGUUGAGAAAAGGAAUGAGGCAAAGAGAACUAUAAGGUUGGCAAAAACUAAUUCAUGGGAAGAAUUUGGUCAAGAUCUGCAACACCAACAUGGACAUGAUAAUGGUCGUUCAUUUUGGAAAAUUGUCAAGUGUUUAAAAGAAAAAUUUGGAAAGCAGAUCAGAACAAUAGCUGAUGAAGAAUGA
Nilaparvata lugens (brown planthopper) is the source of this 630-nucleotide messenger RNA. RefSeq lists its product as uncharacterized. The record is from RefSeq and is a predicted model, not a curated record. The transcript has a single exon. NCBI's taxonomy places the organism in Eukaryota, Metazoa, Arthropoda, Insecta, Hemiptera, Delphacidae. Bases 1 to 630 code for a protein of 209 amino acids.